AGGAGACAUUUUAUUCUAGAUUUGAAAUUAUGUGGCAAUUUAUAAAUGAAAGAGCUCCUGAUAGUCAUUGUGAUUAUCUGACUGAAGAAAAAACAGUUGCUGAUUCAUUAUCUUGGCGAACAACUGGUAACAAUGAAUACAAAAAUUCAACAAAUGAAAAUUAUUUGAGCAAAUCAAUUAAAGCAUACACCAAGAGUAUUGCAUAUGCACCACUUGGAUCUAGUGAAUUGUCAUUGGCUUAUGCAAAUCGUUCAGCUGCAUUAUUCAAAGCUAGACUCUAUCAAGAUUGUCUUCUUGAUAUUGAACGUGCAUUGAAAUCAGGCUAUCCAGAUGAAUUAAAAACAAAAUUAUUUUUACGUCAAGCAUUGUCUUUCAAGGCUUUGGAUCGAAGCUUCAAUAUUAAGUUGAGUGAUUCAAUGGCCAAUGCCAAGAAGUGGCUUCCAAAUUUAAAAAAAAAUUGCCCAUACUACAACAUCAAAGCUGAAUGUUCAAAGAUGAUGAAUCAACUUGGAGAACCACUUGAUACAAACACUGUUAAAUUUACUCCAACAAUUAAAAAUAACAAUUCAAUAAUAGCUGGUGGAUCUGAUGCAAUUGAAUUAAAAAAAACAAAUGACAAUAAACAACAUAUUGUUGCAACCAGAGACAUUAAAUCUGGUGAAUUUAUUUAUAUCAAUAAAUCAUUUGAAAUGAUUGCUUGUGAUGAUGAUCGUUACAUGACUUGUUGGCAUUGUUGUCGUCAAACUUGGGCUGGUGUACCAUGUGAUGAAUGUCCAAAUGUUGUAUUUUGUUCACCAGAAUGCAAAGAUUCAGCUUGGAAUGAAUAUCAUGAUAUUGAAUGUCCAGUAUUGAGUUAUUCAAAGAAAGUCCAACAUCAUCCUGAGAAUGAUUGGCAAUUCCAAUUGACAAUUAAAAUAUUAUCAAAAGCACUCAAAGCUGCUGGUGGUAUUGCUCAAUUAAAACAAAAAAUUGAUGAUGUUGAUUCAAUGGAGGAUAAAUCAAUGAUUUAUACUGAUGGUAUAUUUAACGUUAAUACUAUUGAUAAUUUUCAUCGUCUUAAAUACGACAAGUCAGCAUUUGAUCAUUGUUCAUUUGAACAAACAACUCAUAUUGUAUCACUUGUUUUAAUGUUUGGUCUUAAUACAAAUUUUUUCGGUCAAAAAAUGGAAGUUGAUGAUACUUGUUCAAAUGAAGAUCCAUUGGCUUUGGGAUUUUUAAUAGCCAGGUAUUUCAUGAUUGUCAAUUACAAUGUUGUAUAUGUCACUGAUAAAAUGUCACAUAAUACCGUGUUUACACAUGCUCUUAUAAUGCCGAUUCAAAACAUGUUCGUGAGAGAUUGUCAUAAUCAUAUCGACUGGUACGACUAUGGACAAAAUGUUGCAGUUGCUGCUGAAAGACCUAUCAAAAAAGGCGAAGAAAUAAAAAUGUUUGCAAUUGGUAUUUACGAAGCUAAGCAAUUAUCUAAAGAUGGAACGAGACUUGCAAAAUUUGUUAAGGAGCCAUUAUGUAAGUGCUCAGCAUGUGUCAAAGAUUUACCAGCACUAGAAGUUCUUCCAUCUUACAAGAGUUUGAAAUUAUCAAAAAAGGUUCGAAAAGAAUUGAAUCGUAUAAUGAGAGAAGCACAUGAUUAUUUUUACUUCAUUACCGAGAGAGACACUGAAAAAAUGCUUGAAAUAAAAGACACUUUGGCUGAAUUGACUGAUAAAAUUUAUGGUCAUAUUACUGGUCCUUGCCAAGAAACUUGUUUAUUCCAAGAUAAGCUGGGAAGUUUGCAUCAACAACUCAGUAGUCCACGUCGUAUUAUUCAGUAAUU
Messenger RNA from Aphidius gifuensis, 1813 nucleotides. RefSeq names its product SET and MYND domain-containing protein DDB_G0273589-like. The record is from RefSeq and is a predicted model, not a curated record. NCBI's taxonomy places the organism in Eukaryota, Metazoa, Arthropoda, Insecta, Hymenoptera, Braconidae. The coding region runs from base 30 to 1811 and encodes 593 amino acids. The transcript has 4 exons. Gene Ontology annotation, molecular function: protein binding.